GCAUCGUGGAAUCAGGAAGUUGUGUGGAGCGCUGGUUCGGCCCGCGGUGACCCGUGUCUGCCGCUGCGGAGGACAGCGGCUCUCAGACGGACACCCGCUUCUCAUGCGCCCCCCCUCCCGGACCCCCAGCGGACCCCCAGCGGACCCCCAGCGGACCUCCAGCGGACCUCCGAGCCUCCGCCGCCCUGCCCGGGUCGAUGAUAAACCCAGACCUCCGCUCUGCCCUCGCUCUCACCGCUGACUGGAGCAGAAAUGUCGUACUGGUCUGUCGGCCUUCCUCAGGACUCCGCAGAAACUCCCGGCAACAUGGAGGAACACGUGUGCCCCGGGGAGGAGAUGGGAGCCAAAGCUUCGCUGGCGGAGGGGCCCCCGGCUACGCUGGUUCCUUCUCCCACGCUGGAGAACAUCCAGGAGGCGUACAGCGGCGGGGAGGAGGCGGCGGCCAGGAAGCUGAUCCGGCAGGCCUGCGGCGUGGAGAGCAGCUCGGGGUCGGCCCACAUCGACGGGGUUCGCCUCCUGUGUGUGGCCUCUCAUCACGGUGACCUCCAGAGUGUGUGUUACCUGCUGAAAGAAGGCCAGGUCAGCGUCCCUCUGGAGCCAUCCAACAGCAACCCGGCCAUCGUGGCAGCGUACUACGGCCACGCCGAGGUGGUGAAGGAGUUACUGGAGUCCAUACCGGGUCCCUGUCUCAGGAGAGACCUGCUGAACUGGAUGCUGGCCACGUCGUGUCAGCGGGGUCACCUGGAGGUGGUCCGCCUGCUGGUCUGCAGCUACGAGGCCGACGUCAAGGACUGCUCCAUCCACAGCGACGAGUUCGCCGUCAUCACCGGGCUGCCUCUGUAUGCCGCCGCACAAACAAAUAAUGAGGAGAUCGCCUGCUUCCUGAUGCAGAACGGCGCAGGUUUCUCCUCCUACACCCUGGUGGACCACCCGGCGUUCAGCAAACACCUGCUCAGGCUCAACAUACAGGAGCACCGCGAGACGGAUGGAGACGAGUGUGUCAGUGUGUGCUGGAGCGGUCUGCAGCUGCCCUGGUUGGACCUGGACUGGUUCAUGGACGUGUCGUCCCGGAUCACCCAGCUGGACCUGUCCUCCAAUAGCCUGUCGGGGCUGCCGUCCGUAGUGCCCUGGGGCCUGAUCCACCUCAGGACUCUGGAUCUGUCCAACAACGAGCUGCGAGAGCUGCCGUCGGCCCACAGCUCCCAGGAGGUCAUCUGCUCCAGCCUGCAGCAGGUGAAUCUCUCCCAGAACCAGCUGGGCAGUUUGCCGGUCGGACUUCUCCACCUCACCCACCUCCAGAAACUCUCUGCUGCCAAGAACCAGCUCAGCCUCCUGUUCGACAUCCCUCCAGACACUAACUGGAUCGGCCUGCGAAAGCUGGGCGAGCUGGACGUGUCUGAUAACAGUCUGCUGGCUCUGCCCACGCCGGUCAUGCACUGCCUCAAAUCUCUCAGCCUCCUCAACGUGAGCAGGAACAGGCUGAGCAGCUUCCCGGACCCCUGGGCCUGCCCGCUGAAACAGUUAAAAGCUUCUUCCAACGCCAUCGAGAGUCUUCCGGACACAAUCUCCAUCUUCUGGAAGACUCAGCUGCAGGAGGUGGACUUCUCCGACAACAGCCUGAAGGAGCUGCCCUCCUAUAUCUUUGAGCUGGAGGCCCUGGUCUCCCUGAGACUGAGCGGGAAUCACAUUGCGACACUCCCGGCCCCCAACAAGUGGAACUGCUCCCGGCUCCGGACCCUCGAUCUCUCCAGGAACCAGCUGGGGAAAACGGAAGAAAGUCCCAAAUCCAGGAGGCUGGCCUUCCUGACCACCUGGAACCGGAGGGACCCGGAUCCAGUGUGUCCCAUCGAGUUCCCCGCCGUCCUGCGAGAUUCACUGGAGGUGUUGUUCUUGAACGACAACCAGCUGGAGUGUGUUCCCCAGUCGGUGUGCGGUCUGCACAGCCUCACCGAGCUCUACCUCUCCAAUAAUCCUGGAAUCAGGGAGCUUCCAGCGGAGCUCGGACAGCUCUCCAACCUCUGGCAGCUGGACAUCGAAGACCUCAACAUCACCAACGUCCCGCAGGAAGUCCGGAAGGAAGGCCCUGCGUCUGCCCUGGCGUACCUGCGGGCUCACCUCCGGAAAGCAGAGCCCUGUAAGCUCCUGAAGAUGCUGGUGAUCGGCCCCCCCAGACAGGGCAAGACGGCCCUGCUGGAGGCCCUGCAGACCGGCAAGGCGUCCCCCUUCACCCCCACCGAGUGCUCCAUCUCCACCUCCAGCUGGGAGCUGGACAGACCCAACGCAGGCAAAAACAACAAGGACUCGGUGGUGUUCAACGUGUGGGACAUCGGCGGUCAGGCCAGCAUGUCCACAGUCAACCAGUGCUUCUUCACUGAUAAGGCGCUUUAUAUGGUCAUCUGGAACCUGGCUCUGGGAGAGGAGGCUGUGGCCAACCUGCAGACAUGGCUGCUCAACAUAGAGGCCCGGGCUCCCAACUCCGCCGUGGUGGUCGUGGGAACCCACCUGGACUUGAUCGACACCAGGUUCCGCACCGAGCGGCUGGCCACCCUCAGAGCCUACGUGCUGGCGCUGUGCCGAUCGCCGUCCGGCGCUCGAGCCACCGGCUUCCCCGACAUCACCUGGAAACACCUGCAUGAGGUGUCCUGUAAGACCCUGGAGGGUUUGGAUGGUUUGAAGAAGCUGAUCUACCAGGUGGCUCUCUCCAUGAAAGACGGCGGCGGCGGCUCGGCCUGUGGCGGUAAGCUGCUGCGCAGACUGAUUCCCAGGAGCUACCUGACUCUCCAGGAAGCAGUGCUGGCAGAGAAACGCCGGCGGGACGCUGAAGACGAGGUCCAGUAUCUGACGGACGUCCAGCUCGACGCCAUCAUCGAACAGAACCCAGGAAGUGACAUCAGGGACUACGAGGACCUGCAGACUGCCAUCAGCUUCUUGAUCGAAACGGGGACUCUGCUCCACUUCCCGGACACCAGCCACGGGCUCUGCACCCUCUACUUCCUGUGUCCCGUGUGGUUGUCCGAAUGCCUGCAGAGGAUCAUGCACCUCAAGUCGUCCCGCUCCGUCGCCAGGAACGGCGUCAUCCGAGCAGAAGACCUCCGGCUGCUGUUGGUGGGAACCAGGUUCUCUCAGCAGACGGAAGAACAGUAUUUCCAGUUUUUGGCCAAGUUUGAGAUCGCUCUGCCUGUGGCCAACAACAGCUACCUGUUGCCCCACCUUCUUCCCCCGAAGCCGGCCAUGGACAUCCACGGCUUUCGGCAGCAGACAGACAACACCCUGCAGCGCCUCUUCAAGAUGAGCUUCGUCCCUGCGGGAUUCUGGGAGAGAUUCAUCGCCAGGAUGCUCAUCAGCCUCAAUGAGAUGGACCUGCAGUCCUUCGAGCCCAAAACCAAGAACUCCAGGAGCCAGCACAGCAGGAACUCGGUGAUCUACAGCUUCGCCGGAGCGCAGCAGAGGAACCGCUGCAGCACCUUCAGGGUGCGCCGCAGCCAGACCAUCUACUGGAAGGAGGGCCUGCUGGUCACGUUCGCCGGAGGUUACCUCAGCGUGGAGUCGUCGGACGUCAACUGGAAGAGGAAGAAGAGCGGCGGCAUUAAGAUCAUCUGCCAGUCCGACGUGAGGGAUUUCUCCGCCAUGGCCUUCAUCACGGACCACGUCAACUCUCUGAUCGAGCAGUGGUUUCCUGCGCUGACAGCCAGCGAGAGCGACGGCAGCCUCCUCAUCGAGCAGUACGCCCCCUGCCCCCUCUGCGCUUCGCUGGGCCUGCAGAAGCAGCCGGAGCCCGGGGAGCCCGGCGGCGGCGGCGGCGGCGGAGGAGGAGGAGCGGGCGUCCAUUACUUCAACAUGGAGGACUGUGUGCUGGCCGCCGUGGAGCAGGAGCACAUCGUCUGUCCGCGGCACCCCGACCAGCCCGUCCCCCUCCAGGAGCUGGUCCCAGAACUCUUCAUGACCGACUUCCCUGCCCGGCUCUUUCUGGAGAAGCCCUUGCUGGAGUACUCUGAGGAGGAGAGCAACAUCCUGGGCCAGGGCGGCAGCGGGACCAUCAUCUACCGAGCUCGCUAUAACACUCAGCCUGUGGCUGUCAAACGCUUCCACUUCAAGAAGUGUCGCCAGCAGAGCGUCAGCAGAGACACAGACACGAUGGUGAAGCACCUGCAGUCUGCGAACGCCUGCCGGAGCUUCUCGGAGUUCCGGCAGGAGGCCAGCAUGCUGCACUCCCUGCAGCACCCCUGCAUCGUGGCUCUGGUGGGCAUCAGCAUCCACCCGCUGUGCUUCGCCCUGCAGCUCGCCCCGCUGGGCAGCCUCAACACCGUGCUGGAGGAGAGGCACAAGGACAAAAGCUCCGGGUUCAUGCCCCUGGGUCACAUGCUGACCUUUAAAGUAGCCUAUCAGAUCGUGGCAGGACUGGCGUACCUUCACAGGAAGAGCAUCAUCUUCUGUGAUCUGAAGUCUGACAACAUCCUGGUGUGGUCUCUGGAGCUGGAGGAUCCAGUCAACGUGAAGCUGUCGGACUAUGGCAUCUCCAGACAGUCCUUCCAUGAGGGGGCUCUGGGAGUGGAGGGCACGCCCGGGUACCAGGCUCCCGAGAUCCGACCUGGCAUCGUGUACGACGAGAAGGUGGACAUCUUCUCCUACGGGAUGGUGGUGUACGAGCUGCUGUCCGGGCGGAGGCCGGUGCUGGGACAGCACCAGCUGCAGAUCGCUAAGAAGCUCUCCAAAGGCGUUCGGCCCACACUGGGGAGUCCCGAGGAGGUUCAGUUCUGCUGCCUCCACAGCCUGCUGACGGAGUGCUGGGAAACCAAGCCAGAGAAGAGGCCGGCGGCCAUGCAGUGCUUGCGGCAGAUGCAGGAGCCCAGCUUCCCGUGCCUGCGCUACGUGUUGCCCUGCGACCGCCACUCGCAGCUCUUCCUGUCGCCGCUGCAGGGCCACAGCGCCGUGUUCUGGGGCGGAGACAAGGACGACAGGAACUACAGCGUGGUGAACGUGCUGAAGGGCCAGGUGGAGGUGAGGAGGAUGUCCUGUCCCGGCAGCAGGAUCAGCUGCCAGCUGAAGAUGACCAACUCCCUGUGGAUGGCCACCGAGGAACAGGAAGUGUUCAUCUACAGCCUGAAGGACAUGUGUCCUCUCAGUCAACCACAGAAACGCUUCUCCUCCCCGGCCGUCAUCACCUGCAUGUUCCCCGUCCCGGCAGGAGAGCAGACGUUGGCCAAAGUGUUUGCUGGGAUGUCUGACGGCCUGGUGGCGGUGUACAGCCUGGUGGAGGACCUGCCUCUGGAGGGCGAGACGUAUCUGUGCUCACACUCCAUCAACAAGACCAUGUUCGGCCUGAAAGACUCGGAUCCCAGGCAGAGACCCUACCCGGUCAGGAGCAUUGCGCUGGUCAGCAGCGGCUCGCAGCUGUGGUUCUCCAACGGUCCCGGCCUGCUGGUCAUCGACUGUCUGAGCCUCCAGGCGGUUCGGAGGAUAGAAGCCUAUGGCCCGCCGUCCUCUGUCGUAUCCAUGGCGACCAACUUCAGCCUGUGGGGGGAGGAGGCAGUAUGGACCCUGGACGACCACAGCAACACACUGCACCUCUAUCACGCCGCGUCCUACGAACUCUGCGCCAAGUACUGCUGCGGGGACAGUAAUCCCCUCCGGGACGUCUUCUCGGUGCAGCGGCCCACCGGAGUCGCCACACUGGCAGCCGCCAGCCUCCCCAGCAGGGACCGGGACCAGGACCAGGACCAGGACCAGGAGGUGGAAGCCCUGACAGGAGAAGUGACUGUGAUCUACAGUGAGGAUGCAGGGACUCAGAUCCUGCUGCACCAGGAGUCCCUGACGGACUACUGCUCCAUAUCAUCCGGCUGCUCGCUGGAGCCGCCGCCGCGGCCGCCAUCGGAACGCUCGCACACGGAGACCCUGAGCGUAGCGGACAGUCGCAGCAGUGCAACGCUGUAUGCGGAGCUGGAGGAGCCCGACGGGGGUCGGGCAGAGUCCAGCCUCUCUGAUCCAGUCCUGGACCCCGCAGGGAGCUCGGACCCUCAGCUGCAGGCCUUCACUGUGCUGCCGGUCAGCGGGACUCUGUGGAUCCCCAGGCGCGGCGGGGAUGUGAUGGUCAUUGAGAUGCAGUCCCAGUCCGGUCAGCUCCGAGGCCGCGUGGUGGCGGUGCUCACUCCGCCUGGACGGUCCUCUUUGGGGCUCCUGGAGGAGGCGGCGCUGGUGGCAAAGGACACGGUUGUGUGCGGCUUCCGUAAGGAAAACACGGAGUGGUGCCUGUGUGUCUGGAGGGGCUGGGGCCGCCGCGAGCUGGAGCUCUUCUACCGCUCCUACGAGGAGCUGGGCCGCCUGGAGACCAGGAUGAGGAAAAGAAGGUAGCCGUUGUGCCGCAGAAUCGCGGCUCUGUCCGGCCGAGGGGGGGAAACGCCACCCACAGGACCGCCAGUGUUCAGGGGGCGAGGAGGGAGGAGGCGAGCGCCGGACACGGCAAACCCUCCAGAGCGCCGUCGGGGAAACGGAGACUCGCGUCACAACGGUCGUCCUGCAGGUGACGUUUAUCCAGACUGCAGGAAGGUUUCUGCUGCCUCCACUCACCAGCUCCUCUUUCACCUUCACUCUGACUGUUCUCAACAGAAUCUGGUCUAAGAACAUGUAGCCGAACUCAAACAUCAGCAGCUUCGAUACCUCAGUAACAGCGAAGCCAGGAAGUGAGGAAGUCGCAGAUUAAAGAACUCCCAUAAUCCCAAACUGAUGCCGAAAAGCCCUCAAGGUGUAUUUGAGUUUAAUCACAUCACACUUGUUAGUUCCUCAAUCCUUUGAUGAUCACACAACAGAAAAAACACGCACAUCAGUCUUUUUUUAAUUUUAAUUUCAAACGACAUGAAAUCAGCGCAGAUAAGAAGCCAUCGACUCUCUUCGUUUCAAAGCCGCAUCAGUUUCACAACAACAACGCUCAGAGCAGAAAGAUUUUUAAUCCAUGACGCUGGGAUCAAAGAGAGCCCGGCAGAAGCUGUAUAAUCCCAGCCUGAGAUCCCGACUCUCGGCUCGCCGUGACGCUGCUGGAAGCUGGUGUCUGAGCUCCACCCGGACCGACCGGCCACUGCAGGAGCAACACUCUGGACUCCGCCGUUAGCUUCACUUUUCCUCGUUUUCAGUCAACAUUGAUGUGUUAAGUCCCAUGAAAUUAGAAGAACUUUCAUUUUUUACCACAAAAUAUCAAAUCAUAUCUUCACAUGAAUCAUAAUUACCCAGAAGUCAAUCUUUUUUCAGCUCAUCAUCUUUAAAUUAAAUAAAUUAGUCCUCGUUUUACUGGCAGGGUUUUUGGUAUUUUGCCCAUUUUGAGCUUCAAUCUUACGUUAAAGAAAACAACUGCUGAGCUACUUGAUCAGGUUCAUUUGUCCAUUUAAAGCUCCUUCAGUUAAACUUUUACAUGACCUGACCUGUCUCAUGAAUCUUUUUUGCACCCCAGUAACAAUAACCCUGAGACUGAAGGUCCAUAAUCCCACUCUGCGAACUUAUUCUGCUAAAUCUCAGUGAGUCCAUGUGAUCCUCGAGGAGAAGCUGCAUCUUUUUCAUUAUAAAACACUGUCGUCAGCAGCUGUUUUAUUGUUCCACUGACAGAUUCUUUCACUUUAGGCUCAUUUUUCCUCUGAGUUCAACAAUAAAACCCUGUUUCACUUCAUUAGAUGAUCUUAAACCCCUGAAACAGUUGCGUAACUUCCAAAGAACGACAAACACUGACACUCUGAAUGAAUGUAGAUGUAUUAAUGUUCUCCUGGUAGCAACUUUAAAACUCUUUGAGGGACGUCUCGUGACGUUUUUAUUUGAACUGGAGCGUAACCUUCGCUCAGACUUCGCGGUGGUUUGCGUCCUGACUGGAUCCAGUUCAAGAUGUGGCGAGCUGCGAGCUCCAGAUGCUGCUUUGUUUAUUCUCCCGUCUAUUUCCAUCGUCCUUCAUCUAACGCUCCCCGUCUGGAGCCCGGGACGCCGGGCCGGGACGUCCUCCGCUCCUAUUUUUAAAAGCGAUUGAUUGGAUGCGCCGCUGCGGCGGCGCUCCGGGCUCUGCUCUCCAAACGAAGAGCAGGUGGCCCGUCAGACUCACACACACUCACACACACUCACACACACUCAGAAACAUGGUGGAUGUUCCUCAGAUGGAGCCGGACGACCGUCCAACAUCAAGCACAUCUGUGUUCGGUGCAACGUUACGCAACUGAGCCGUUCCGCCCAGCUCUUAGAAACCGCUGAGUUUGGCAGAUUCAAGCUAAUAAAAAGAACAUUUUCUUCUUCUUUCAGUAGUUCGGUUUGGUUCUGAACGCCGCAGUCGUCCGUUUAGCGAGACUUGAUUCAUGACAACACAUUAUCCUGGUUUUACUGCUCUAAUAGAAUCAAAGAACCGAAGCAAUAAAGUUUUUUUUGUUUUUGCUGCUAUUGACACUGAAGGGAAAAGGCAUCUUUACUAAUCACAAUAAAUCAUUUGAAGUCUUUCUGACGUUUAUUAAAAUUUAGCUAAAAGAAAAAAAUCAGGGGCAUCUCGGCCAACGAUGCUCAAACUUUUGAGACAUCUGUCCACCAAUAACGCUACAGCUCUCAGCUGUUGAUGCUCAUAAUGCUGAUGCCUUUGAGAUUUGUCUUCUCAAUAUGCUGAAACCUUGCAGGCUUAUAUUACUGAUACCUUAAAGGUGUGUCCAUCUUAAAUCUGACCGCUGCAGAAGCUGAAAACCAGCCGGACAUGUUCACUCAUCAUCAUGAAACUGUUGUUGCUGAUAACGCUCUCGGCUUUAUCUGAUGGUGCUGGUCAAGUUCUGUCUGUUCAAUACAGAAACCUUCAGCUUUUGAUGCUAACAAGCGUAAAUCUGCAGCUUAAAACGAGCAGAGUAAUAAUCUUCUAUUAUCCUGAAUCCGUGGAGACAUUUCUGCUGACGAUGCUAAAACCUCGUAAAUGCUAAUAAUGUUAAAAGCUUGUAGCAGUAGACGUUAACAGAACUGAGGUGGUCAAACUCUGGCUCUUUCCAAUCCUCCUCCUCUUGUUGGGUUUCUCCGUCAUCAGCGUUCAUGUUGAAAACACCUCUCCAACGAGUCGUUUCACUACUUCCUCCGAACAACUUGAGUUGAUUCAUAGGAGCUGAUCUGCUCAACACAAACUCCUGACGGUUAGCUAGCGGAGAAGAGGCUCGUUUUGAGCCCGAAAAGCUGCGUAGCGCUUCCAAACUCUCAACGCUUCCCGCUCCAGCAGCGUGUUCAGAGACGAGCAGCGUCAUGUUUUUAUUCACUGUGUCUUUAAUGGGACUUUACUGAGGAGCUGAAGUCGCAGAGCGUCUCUCAGCGCUCGACUCGUCUGUACCGACGUUCACGGAACAGAAGCAUUCAGCACUUUACGUCUCGGCACGGCUUCCCGGCAGCGCUGCCACCAAAUAAUGUAAAAUGUAUGAUAUGUAUUAAAGAGCUGAGAUUUUUCUACGCCUGUGUUUAUACGGGGAGUUCCUCGGACGUGUGAGGAUGGUGUUGACUUUAACGACAGAUGUAAAGCAACCUCUGGUGACUCCGAUGUUUUCCUGCGAGUGAAAACAAACGGCAGCACCGUGGGAUUGUUCCUCUCAUGGUUUGUUUGGGGUUUUUUUUAAACAUGUAUUUAAAUGUCAGCCACACACUUCGCUGAGCUGCUGCACAGCUGACCAGCAAGGAACUGUGGAAACAUGGAGCUUAUUUAUUUCCUGGAAUGUAUAACACGACGCAUUGUAACAUAAAAUCAGUGUAAAGUGAUGCUGAAUAAAGUUCUGAUGAUC
Messenger RNA from Salarias fasciatus (jewelled blenny), 9755 nucleotides. RefSeq names its product leucine-rich repeat kinase 1 (gene lrrk1). Gene Ontology annotation, biological process: protein phosphorylation. The transcript is spliced from 38 exons. Bases 253 to 6348 code for a protein of 2031 amino acids. Gene Ontology annotation, molecular function: protein binding; ATP binding; protein kinase activity. The record is from RefSeq and is a predicted model, not a curated record. NCBI's taxonomy places the organism in Eukaryota, Metazoa, Chordata, Actinopteri, Blenniiformes, Blenniidae.